CAAUUCAAGUCCUUUUCCGAAUGUCAGACAUGCUCCUUUCAAUAUAGCGAUAGUGACUAUUAUAGACAACGCUACCUCAUACGUUGAGUACACCGAAGCUAUGGGCUCGGUUGGCUGUUAUGCACGUAUACACGAAUACGAAUAUAUUGUGAUUACUGCAGACCUACAUUUUGAUGAGUGUCCCCAUAAUGAGAUGUUCUUCAGGCGACACUGUAUAGUAGCUUCAAUAUUGCACAAUUAUGACUAUAUCUUAUUCCUAGAUGCUGAUAUUGGUGUUGUUAAUCCGAACAGGACAAUUGAAGAUUAUAUUGAAGAUAAUGUAGAUAUCGUUUUUUACGACAGAUUUUACACUUUUGAAGUGAUGGCAGGGACUUAUCUCGUAAAAAACACUGCUUGGUCUCGUGAUUUCCUCAAUGGUUAG
Messenger RNA from Strongylus vulgaris, 421 nucleotides. The record is from the annotation of a GenBank genome assembly. Lineage: Eukaryota; Metazoa; Nematoda; Chromadorea; Rhabditida; Strongylidae.